AGAAAAGCAGAAAGCUUGAACUGAAACAUGACAACAACCUACGGCACGAUUCCGACCACGGGGCCUCCGAACCUGGAAUACAUAUCGCGUGCAAAGCAGCGGAUCAAGGCGGGGUUGGGGACGCGGCGGCCGUGGAAGGCCAUGCUGAACUUCCGCUCGCUGAAGGUCCCCGGCGGAGGCGCGGCCGAGGCGCUGUCACGCGUGGCGGUGAACGUGUCGUACUUCCGCAUGAACUACGCGAUGGUGGCGCUGCUGAUUCUCUUCCUGAGCCUCCUCUGGCACCCCAUCUCGCUCAUAGUCUUCCUCCUCCUCAUGGCGGCGUGGCUCUUCCUCUACUUCCUCCGCGACGAGCCCCUCGUACUGCUCGGCCACCUCGUCGACGACCGCCUCGUACUCGUCGCCAUGGCCAUCCUCACGGUGGCGCUGCUGCUGCUCACCGACGCCACCGUCAACAUUCUUGUGGCCGUGGCAGUCGCCGUGCUGGUGGUGGUGGCGCAUGCCGCGUUCCGGAGGACGGAGGACCUGUUCUUGGGGGAGGAGGAAGAAGCUGCGGCGGCGGCCUUGGUUGGUGCUGCUUGAUUCUUUGUUUUCUGUAUAAUUUUUUUUUUGUUGAAUUCGGAGAAAGAAAAUGGCUAUUUGAUUAGAUUUGUUCAGUUCUAUGGUUUGUUGUUGCAUUUUUUCGGAAGAUGAUGCUAAUUCAAUCCAUUUUAUUUUUUUUUCUGUUUUCA
Vigna radiata var. radiata (mung bean) is the source of this 728-nucleotide messenger RNA. Its product is annotated as PRA1 family protein F2. The coding region runs from base 28 to 579 and encodes 183 amino acids. The transcript has a single exon. The record is from RefSeq and is a predicted model, not a curated record. Lineage: Eukaryota; Viridiplantae; Streptophyta; Magnoliopsida; Fabales; Fabaceae. Gene Ontology annotation, cellular component: endoplasmic reticulum; Golgi apparatus. Gene Ontology annotation, biological process: vesicle-mediated transport.